Messenger RNA from Galdieria sulphuraria, 1214 nucleotides. RefSeq names its product acid phosphatase. Bases 37 to 1179 code for a protein of 380 amino acids. The transcript has 2 exons. NCBI's taxonomy places the organism in Eukaryota, Rhodophyta, Bangiophyceae, Galdieriales, Galdieriaceae. Gene Ontology annotation, molecular function: hydrolase activity, acting on ester bonds. The record is from RefSeq and is a predicted model, not a curated record.
UUGUAAUCAAUUAUUUUUGUAACAUUUGUUGAAGUUAUGGCAUCUACAAAGCUUUCCUUAUUGAUUGGUCUAUUUUGUUUCCUUGCAUGGCUUGGAAACCUAUCGACGAUUGAGGCAACUGGUGAAGAAUACCAAUGUGAUCAAGUAUCACCUGAAAGUUUGGAGUGCACAGAAGUUACCAGCAACCUUCCAUUCUUUGAUCAUGUUAUAGUUAUCAUGAUGGAAAACACUGGAAGACCCAACAUAACGGGAAACAAAAAGUACAUGCCAUAUAUCAAUGAGUUGAUUGAAACCGAAAUGUAUGCAGAUCAUUAUCAUGGCUACACUAAUCCCAGUUUGCCAAACUAUAUUGCUAUUACUGCUGGUUCCCAAUACUGGUCCUUUUCGGACAAUCCAGAUCAGGUCUUUCCACAUACCAAUAUUGCUGAUCUUUUAGAAGAGAGAGGAAUGACAUGGAAGAGUUAUGCACAGUCUUUACCUUAUACUGGUUAUCUAGGCUAUACCUAUCCUGAUGAUUAUGCAGCUGUUUACGUUAAGAAACAUGUUCCAUUUGCCUUUUAUCCUCAAAUUACGAGCAAUGCCAGUCGGCUUAAGAAUAUUGUACCUUAUGAAGAGAUUCUAAAGGAUCUCGAGCAAGGAACACUUCCCAGCUAUAGUUUUAUAACUCCUGAUGUUUGCCACGAUAUGCAUGGACAGUAUUCAUUGCACGUGGAAUACGAAUCUUCUAUUCCAGAAGGAGGACCUUCAGACAAAUAUUGUCCCUUCAAUGAUUACUACUUUUUAUGGAAGAAUGGAGACAACUUUGUGAAAGGAGCCAUUACCAAUAUCACCCAGUCCAAAGUCUGGAAAGAGUCGAAUUCAGUUAUAUUCCUUACUUGGGAUCAAGCUGAAGUGGACUUUAAUAAAUCGACAGAUGGUUGGCAAUAUGUGACCGCGGGGCCUGAUUCUCCUGUUCUAUUUCCGGGAACUGUAUUGUUACCUGCUGGUGGUGUUUAUGGUGGUGGUCCUGUACCUUUGGUUGCCUUAUGGAGUAAGAAACCUCAUCAUCAUGUUGUCUAUCAUGAGUCGAGCAAUCAUUUGUUCACACUCAAGACAAUACUUAAGGCAUGGAAUUUGCCUUUGUUGGGUUUCACUACCGAUGCAAUGCAAAUCAAAAGCUUUGAUAGUUUCUUCCAGUGAUCUUUGCUGCUUGGAAUAAAUAUUUGUAUUCGUGU